AUGGCGCGUCACCAUCAGCCCAUCGAUGGCCCUGCCGUCGACUACAACCACCCCAUCCCCGACAAGCGCGACCAGACUGGUCUCCUCACCCGCUUCGUCCCCAACAGCCUCAAGAACACAUCCUUCUACCGCUUGUUGCUGCGCGCCACUCGACUUCUCCAAUUCCUCUCCUCAGUCAUCUCCCUCGGCAUCUUCUCCUCGCGCGUAUACAAAGUCUACCGCCUCGUCAACAGCAUCAAAACCCGCCGCGGCAUCAACAGUUCCAUGGGCGCAGUCGAAGGCAUCCUCGCCGCCGCCGUCCUCCACACGCUCAUCACCACCCUCCUGUCUUGCAUCAAGAAGUCCGCCAACCCGGGCGGCCGCACACUACGCUGGAUCUGGGUACUCCUCGACCUACUCUUCGUCGGGGCCUUCAUCGCCGUCGCCGUCCUCACUCGUCCCAAUGGCGGUCUUGCUGGCGCGAGACACUGCUACAGUCCCCGUCGUCUGAGCGGUAACAAUUCUAGCACCAUCACUGGCGAGAACAAUUCACAGGACGACUCUUGCAAUUUGCCAUGGGGAACGUUCAUUUUGGCUAUUAUUAGCACGCUUCUUCAUGCUAUUACUGCUGCGUUUCAUGAGAUUAAGGAUCAUCACCGCAGGCACACGCUUGAUCACGAAAAGGCGUUUCAGCAGCAGCAGCACAAUGCGACUGCCUCACCGUUCGUUGCUGACGGUGCUCGCUAUUAG
Molecule: messenger RNA, 729 nt
Organism: Plenodomus lingam JN3
Lineage: Eukaryota; Fungi; Ascomycota; Dothideomycetes; Pleosporales; Leptosphaeriaceae
Source: RefSeq, a predicted model, not a curated record